Messenger RNA from Gadus morhua (Atlantic cod), 3914 nucleotides. It is a transcript of the gene fbxw9, whose product is annotated as F-box and WD repeat domain containing 9. The record is from RefSeq and is a predicted model, not a curated record. Bases 1054 to 2811 code for a protein of 585 amino acids. The transcript is spliced from 7 exons. NCBI's taxonomy places the organism in Eukaryota, Metazoa, Chordata, Actinopteri, Gadiformes, Gadidae. Gene Ontology annotation, molecular function: protein binding.
GAAUUAGGAUUCAAGUGAUCCAAAUUAUUCCCGUUGGCCAAGUCCGACCUAAGUCAUUCUCACUGUUGGCGACAACCUGAUUGAAAUCAAGAAUGCAUGGCUCGAAAGAGCGCUUGUUGUAGUCCAACUUCGGAAAACGGUAGUUCCACGCUAGAGACGCUAGAUGUCAGCAGUACUCGCCGUCCCGCAAUGACGUCGGUUGGGAAAAGUGGAGUCGAAUUCUUUAAUAGGUGUAUGAUCCGUAUUCAUUUUAAACAGUGCUGUCUUUUCCUAUGUUCGAAAGGAAGCACCUUUGCAUCUCUCCUUGACCCGAUAACGUUUUCCACAAAGGUUAAGGAAAGGAGGCAUAAAGGUUAGGAGAUUUGACUAUUCGAAGAGGACCCAUGGUUCCAGGGAUCUGACGUUUGCUUCAGCGAAAGAACCAAUCACAGAACGGGGGGGAGAGCAAGACGAUGACGACGUCUAUGCGACACACCGAAGCUUGUAGUUUGUUUAUAUCUAUGGAUCCAACAUGGCAGCAGAGGCGAAGUUACCUUUCGAUGCAGCUUUAGAAAGUGUGCCAAGUAGUUUCGAACGCAAGUUUAUUUGGAUAAAAUAGCAACUUUUCAGCUGGUCUAAUUUAUACGAUUUGCUAUGAGCUACGUACAGCAUCUGAUAGACAUUCGUAGCGCCCAAUAAACGGCUCUGGGCAUUCGUUAACCACGCCUCAAAUACGAGAAAAUGAAUGUGUGGUUCGCAGACCUCAAUGUAGAUUGAGGUGAGGUCUGGCGUUAGCCAGGCUAGCGAUCUAUAGGAAAUUAACAACCUUUAGUUGAUCUAUCUUCACCAGAAAAUAUUUAGAAGACGGUGUUUUGCAAAUCCCUUUUUACGAUUCAAUCAGCCAGAUAGCCGAUUCCACAGUCAACGUUAUCUUCCCUUUGACGUAUCAUAUGACGGGCAACAUUUCAGACCACUAUUAUUGGGAUUGCAAUGCUUCAUGGUGAACCACAAGUCAACUAAUCAGAAAACGUAUACGUUCACUAGCAAGAAUUGGCAUCUCGGUAUGUAUUUAUCAUGAGCCAUGUACUUAAAGACGAUACGGUAAUGUCUAAAGGCCAUGCUCCAGAGGAUCAGGAGAUAGAAACGGGAAGAACGUUAAAGGAAGAUUCACAUUAUGGACCGCAUCUUUCAUCAACUACCUUCGAAACAUCAGGGCCUGACACGCCCGGACUUCCUUGCUCAUCUCAGUCAACUCCCUCACCCUCUGAGGGAAGCGGUCUGCUGUCAUUACCGUGGGAAAUGGUGACUCAGAUCGCUUCUCAUCUUCCUGCCCAGUGUGUCAUCUCCGUGUUGCCGAAGGUGUGCCAAGCACUGGGUAACAUAGGCGAGGACAGCACCAGCUGGCAGCUGCGUGCUGGCAGGCUAACCGGUUCCAGGGUGAAAUUCCCUGUUGGUUCCAGGGAGGGUUACGACUGGCCCAAUGCCUGCCUGGAGAUGGAGGAUCUGAUCACCUGCUGGGAGGACCAGGCCGCCUGGGUGGACAGACACACCAAGGCCAGGGACGAUGGGACACAGGCUGUCCAAGGAGCAGAAGUCAGGGGGAAGGAGGAAAGGCGUGGAGAGGCAGACCAAGACGCCGAAGGCUUUGUGCUCGCAGAGCGUGCUGAGGAGCUAGGUGUUGACGCCGUGAUGGAGGUGGCCUUUGAGGGGAAGUUGGAGAUGCAGGCACAUGGACAAAGGGCUAAUUCAAAAGAGAGGAGGAGGAGACCAGAGGAGGCGGCCGCCGUGGCGAUGGUGAAGGAAGAACGAUGCAAUGAGAGGGGACCCCCGGAGGCCCCUGAGGGGUGCGGGAACGGAGGAGCCAACCCUCAGCUGGGCGGAGGCGGGGCGGAGCUAGGCGUGGAAGAGCCCGAGCCGUUGAGGCCUCUGAGCCCGACCCCAGCCCUGGAGCGCGUCCCUCUGCCCUCGACGGGCCACUAUGCCCAGGUGAAUUCCGUGCUGCUGAUCGGAGGCGAGGGGGCGGUGUGCGUCUCGGGCUCCAGGGACACCAACGUCAUCUUGUGGGACCUGCACGGUGGCAGAGACGCCACGCCCCACAUGCUGCGGGGCCAGGGGCUGGCGUCUAGCCACCGGGGCUGGGUGUGGUGCCUGGCCUCCCGGGGCUCGCUGCUCGCAUCAGGGAGCUUCGACAGCACUAUCAGACUGUGGGACCUGGGGGCCGGUGGGGCAGAGAGGGGCAGGAUCUCCACCAGCGCCCCUGUCCUGUGUUUGUCCUGCCAGCCAGACGUACUGCUGGCCGGGACAUUCAACAAGACCAUCAGCCUCUAUGACACCAGAUUGGCUGAGCCCCUGGUGAAGAGUCUUCAGCUACAUGGCAAGGCCGUCAUGUGUCUGGCUGCUGAUGAGCAGUACAUCAUUUCCGGGAGCCAGGACUACACGGUUGCCAUCUUUGACCGCAGGGCCGGCAAGACCUUAAAGAGACUACGGCUCCGGUCCUAUCUUCUGUCCAUGUGCUACCAAAAUGGCGAGGUGUGGGCGGGGGACAACAAGGGCAUCAUACACGCCUUCUCUGUGCGGUCGGGGGUCCUGAAGCCCCUGUCCCAGUUCGAUGUGGGACACACCUCCCUGGUCACAGGCAUCCACAAGUCCCCCGGGAGCCUGUACACCAGUUCAUCGGAUCGCACUCUAAAGGUACACAUUCCUUGUGCCCCUCCGAGGACGCUGUGCACACUGAAUUACCAAGAGGGAGUUAGUGGGUUGAGCGUGGAGUCGGGGGUUCUGGCCGUCGCUUCGGGAGAGACGUCUGUGGAGGUGUGGAGGCCCUGUAGAUGAGGGAGGGACCAUAUUCCAUUACCUCAUCAAAAGCAAACACUCCAGCCGAGAAGGAGGUAGCUCUGGAGACCGGGAAGAGACUAGUUGCCCUGGAACCUGAAUUUCCUGGAUCAGUUUGCCUCAUACAAAACUGUUGCUAGUGUGUGUAGCACAGUCAUACCGUUUUAAAGGUGAAAGACUUAAAAAGAUAGAGGAUUGUUAUAUUCAAGUUAUAAUUUAUUGAACAGAUGCUUUAGGUCCAUCACAGUUGCAAUUGCAAUUGCAUUUUUGAUACGCUGUGUCUUUAACAGUGAGUAAUAUGUGAAGACUGGACGCCUAACAUGUUCAUAUAUCUAUAUACACAGUUUACAGCUAGUUUACAGUAAGAUAUCUUUGAGAAUAACGUCCCAGAUGGUGUUUAUUACCACCAACUAGUAAAACAUUGUAACUAAUCAUGUAUUUCCCCACUGCUGUAUCGUUUUUCCACACAUUAUUUAUAGCACAUGUGAAGAUUGAAGUGAUGUACACAAUACCUUGUUCAACUUGAACUUUUUUUUUUUUUUUCUUUAACUUGCCUUAACUGAACUGCACUAGCCGUGUUCACAUUUAGCUUUUUUUGUAAUAGCGAAAAGUUGAGCCGACCGUUUUUUCAACAAAAAGAGAGCGUUUAUUCUAUCGCCUAGCAUGGAACCCAUUCUAGACCCGACUUUACACGCCAACUAUGUAUCCAGGCUAGAGCCCAUUAGACAUAUCGUAGAUCUCGACAUGUUCUGUAAUCAAAACUAAUAAUCGCUCCACCGGCACUUUCCCGAAUGAUUUGUCCACCACGGUCUUGUUUUGACAGUUGAGUUUCCUUCGAUGUUCCGCUUGUGAUUGGUCAGUUGCCAAAAAGACGAGUGACGUCGGACACUUUCUUCCUGAAAGUUGAACUUUUUUCAACGCUCCGUAUGGCAGAAAAAAACACUGGGAGAGGCGUUUAAAAAAAUGGCCGUGACUUUUUCCAGAAACGCUCUGCUCCAUAAAAUAUAAUGUAAAACAAGCGCUGGCAGAUUUAAAAAAAAAAAAAACGCUAGAUGUGAACACGGUACUCAACACUAUGGGUAAUAAAACAGACAUGAUUCUGA